AAAAGUUUACGGUAUGGACAAAUGACAAGCCUGUGUAACUCUCUUUGCAACACUGUGAAAUCUUUUGCUUUUCUCACUUGUUAUCGUUCGUCAUCUCAAUCUCCCUGCUGUGGUGUGUUAUGUUAAGUAGCUGGUCUGCUUUCUGUCUUUGACUCUUUCCUCCUUGGAUUUCAAUUCCAAACAUGGUUAUCCAUCUAGGGGUGUCUCACUUCCCACCCCAGCCCAUUCCUUUCCUGCUUUCCAGCAGUGCUCACUCUGCUGUAGAGAGAGUAGAGACACAGGGAGACGAGACAGAGCAGGUGAUAUAGUGGAAAUUAAAGACAGAGGGGGAGCAAGAGAGAUGAAGAGGCUCACAGAAUGAAAGAAGCUACAUUCCAUAGGUUUUGUUUAUCAUGGGCUAAGUGAAUUAGAAAGUAACUAAUAUUUAGUAACUUUAUGUUGGAUAUUCGUGAACUAUUUAGCUUCACUAAGAAAAGGAAAAUUUAUGACAAAUCAAGAAAGAAAAGUCUUGUAAACAAUCCUACCGGAAACCUGAAGAAAUCUCUUUCACGUGGAGAAUAGAACAUGAGCAACAUUAGCUUUGAUACAAUAAUCUAUGGUCAUUCACUAUGUACAGAAUGGACCAACAGCACAGAGGGUGCCAUCUACCAUCUGGGAAACACCAUCCUCAUUUUGGGGUACAUGGGUGGCAGUGGAACCUUUGGAACUUUAUAUAUCUUUAGUUUCCUAGCUCCUGCUUUCCUGUGCUUGGCGUUGUGGGGCUGGCUAUCAGUGUGUGGCCUCGAUGUCUUUCUCUGGAACAUUCUGCUGAUGCUGCAGUGUCUAGCCCAGGUGUGCCACCUGAUUUUUCGGCUGAUGCGAGAUGGUCUGGCCAAUGAGGAGCUUUCUGCCCUCUACUCUGCAGUCUAUUUACCACUGGACGUACCUGUGCAGGUGUUCAAAGAGAUCACUGCGGCCUGUGAGAACAAGGUGCUUGCUCUCAAGGCCGAGGACACUUAUGCGGUAGAGGGAAAAACGCCUAUUGACCAGCUUUCCUUUCUGCUCUCUGGAAGGAUUCGUGUGUCUUUAGAAGGUCAGUUCCUUCAUUAUAUAUUCCCUCUCCAGUUCCUGGAUUCUCCAGAAUGGGAAUCCCUCAGACCAACAGAGGAGGGAAACUUCCAGGUGACGCUGACAGCAGAGACGGAUUGCCACUACAUCUCCUGGCGCCGCAGACGUCUUUAUCUCCUUCUAGCUAAAGAUCGCUACAUUGCUCGUCUGUUCUCAGUCAUGCUUGGCAAUGACAUUGCAGAUAAACUGUACUCUCUUAAUGACAAACUCUUUGCCAAGAGCGGCGUACACCUUGACAUCCGUCUGCCCAGCCUCUACCACGUUCUUGCCCCAACGCCACAAAGUAGUGACGGAGGAAGUGGCAGUUCCCCACCCAGGGGAAGCCAAGGGAAUCAGAUAGUCGUGCCAAUAGACCCAUCUCCAAGCAACCAGCAUGUAGGUGCAGCAAACUCUCAACAAGGACAGGGGAAGGAGCCACUUCUCAAAGGUCAGCCUUCCCAACGACACUCUUCCUGGGCCACGGAUCCUGAGAUGCCCUCGGGUGAGGACUCAACCAGCCUAGUCCUCGAGGACUUUGCUGAUAUGAUAGGCUCUCUAGUGGACUAUGGGAGUGAAAGGGAUUAUUUGAAAUAGAAAGUAGGUUGCUGAAGCUAACACACUGGGCCACUUCUUAAGUGACAUGUAAGUACACACAAAUAGGUUAGGACUGGUAAUGUGGGGAAAAGUGUGUCUGCUGUGUUGUGCAGUGUGUUUUGAAGUGGCACUGUUGCACUCAUUUGGCAUCAAGCACUUGACUAACAUCAGAGAAUGCAGAAGAGGAAUGUGCUUUGCAGUGAAUGUGCCAUUAACAUCUAACUCUUCUAUGAGUGUAAUUGUAUGCACGAAAAUAUAAAAAAAAAAAAGACUUAUUCUGUGUUGAAAAACAGAACUAAAAUUGUGCAGUAAAUCACUGUUUCUUGGAAUGUAUCUGUGUGUUUGUGUCCACAUGGACUGAUGUGAGUGAAAGAGAAGGCUUUGGGUUCUUUCCUUGCCUCACAAAUAACACAUACAAUACAGUACACAUUUUUAAUAGAUGCGGAAAAUGCAAAUAUAAUUACUGAUUAUAUGAGAUCAUUCUGGAUAUUUGUUUGUUUAAAGGCUGGAAGGCCAUGAGCAAUCCAGUGAUCCAAAUCUGUAGACGCCGUUAAUCCACCUCUUGCUUCUUUUGAAAUUCAUGCUUGCACCAGCUGCGGGUGAUAUUGCGUUUCAUGGGGGAGGAAAGGUUAGUAUUGGAUGGCAUGCAGGACAGCUGACAGGAAGAGAUGGGCUUUACUGUCAUUGAAAUGCUGACCUUGUACACAAGGCCUGUGGAGGAAUGAGAGAUAUGGGUUGGGCUAUGAGGACAGAUAGGCUACACCACACUUUAGAGAGUGACUUGUAGUGAUUCAGAUAGAUUCAAAACAAUUACUAUCGAAGGACCUCUAUAAUGGUAUAGAUAUAUUGCUAUAUGAUUGCAAAUGACCACUUGUUGAUUUUCUUCAUAAAUUUGACAGAAGGUGAUACUCCUGGAAGGUUUCGAUAUCAAAGAGGACGUGCUCCACUGGCUCCCACGGAUACCCCAAGGCUCUAAAAAUAAUCUAAUCCAUAAACAAAGCCAAGAGUGGAACCAGAGCCUCAGCAAGUUCCCUACACGCUUCUCAUUUCCUCUGCUGUUGUAGCUUAUGUUCCUAUAGUACAGAAACUUACUGUAAAUUGGACAAAGAGGUUUGAAAGAAUUUAUCUGUGCUAGUAAUACAGUGCCGAUUCCUUCCACUGGCCUUUAUCAACAAAGCUAAAUGUAGCUUUAGCUAUUAUUGUUAAUGUUUUUGCUUUAAUGUUGUUAUUAAGCCUGUGGUAGUGAGUAUUUUUUGUAGAUCUGAUUGUAAGUAAAACUUCCUCUUCACUUUUCACUUCAUUUCCUAACGUCACAUUGCGUUUUUGCUUUGUGUGUGUGUGUUUUAAAACACAGGAUAAAAAUGAGUACAGGGAAAACAUUCAACCAGCAUUUACAAUUUUAUGUGAGUCUUUAGUUCACCAUAAGGAAUCAAUACAUUUUCAUGGGGCCAAAUCAUCCUUAAUAAAACCUCGGUGAAAAGUCAUUGCAUGCCUGAUAUUGAUUUCAGACUACAAUUUGCCUGCAGUAGAAAUUACCAAAUGUUGUCCACACAUUUGUCUGCCAAGCUACUGCCAAGCUACUGUAUAUCACAAAUGUCAAACAUAUCGGUUAAGCUUAUAAUACAUGUGACAUAUCAAUAGGAAGAAUUUACGUUGUAACAGUUACAGCAUUAUUUGAUAUUCAGAGAAAAGAAAUCUCCAGUAAUUGACCUUUGUUAAAAGACAUUAGAAUUGCUCUGAAAUAUCUGAAUAUCUGAAUAAUGUUACUGAAUAAAGCACAUGUAAAUGGUAUUUUUUUUUUACACUAUACAUGCAGAUUUGCUUUUAAUGAAACACUUCUAUAAUAAAUGCUGUUGUCUUUACA
Messenger RNA from Tachysurus vachellii, 3544 nucleotides. RefSeq names its product popeye domain containing 2 (gene popdc2). Bases 565 to 1680 code for a protein of 371 amino acids. Gene Ontology annotation, molecular function: cAMP binding. Gene Ontology annotation, cellular component: sarcolemma. The transcript is spliced from 3 exons. Lineage: Eukaryota; Metazoa; Chordata; Actinopteri; Siluriformes; Bagridae. The record is from RefSeq and is a predicted model, not a curated record.